ACGUGACGUCAGAUAAAUACCACAUAGUACUUGCCUAUUUCUUCCUGCCUACAUUAUAAGUAAAGCUGUCUUUCUAAAAAUGGUGGACUAUUUUUAUCAACACUGGAUCUCACUUAUACUGGCUAAUCGGCUCUAGAACUUACUUUUUUGUUCUAUUUAGCCUGUUCUGGACUUGACGUACUCCCGUUCCGAGUGUGGAUUGUGCUAGUGAAGUUUAGAGUUGGAUUCUGCCAGGAUGUGGCCGUGGACGCCAACAAGCUCUGCUCCCUCGUUCCAGCCGGCGGCCUAUCCUCACAUGCAGCACGUCCCCACAGCCCACCCCCCUUUCCCCACGUCGAGAUUGGCCACCCCUCAAACUGUGUUCCCUUCGACUCAACAAAGCUACUAUUCAUCCCUGGCAAAUCCCAAUGUCGGAUACUCAGGGGGGUUACAAUUGGGUACCCCCCAGACUUUACCAAUGGCCACCAAUUGGGGAGUGGGACAAGUACGAAGCCAUGCGGUUCCCGAAGAGAACAUCACGUACAUACAACAGCAACACGAGGCCGUUAUGCGCUCCCCUGGAACUAUAGCACAAAGUACACCUCGCCACCAUAUACAAGAGAGUCCGUUGCAGAAUUCGUACGCUCCCCAAGAAGACUCGUACCAGACGGGUAUCUUCACACAUCCGUCGGGGCAGGCUCUCUAUCAAGUGUCUCCAGGUUCCCAACAAUCUGCUCAUAUAGGGUCCUUCCAAGCAAGCACACCCUCACAAAUGCCUGUUUUCCAUCAACAGCUUCACCCGCUUUCUUCGGCCAACGCCCACACUCCCGCGUUUCACUCACAGCCACAAGGACAUCCUACCACUUUCCAGGCGGCCUCUCCCCACCAUUUCCCACCACGAUUGUCGAAUAUCGAUAAGCCUCCCACAAGUUCUAGUCCAUUUCAACCACUCCAUAACAUUAUAACUGGGGGUCAGAUAGAAGCACUUCCUCGGAGAGCAUCGAUUGACCAGUGCCCCCCAGAACUAUCUGCGAGGAGGUUAGAACAGCGACCCCCUGAAUUGAGAGCCUUGGAAACCCAGUCUGGCACCACACUGAUGCACGAAUCGAGAGAUGGUCUGGGAUAUCCCGUAUCUACUGGGCAUGCUCAAUCGAACCCUUUCUCCAUGGAUUUUUUGCUCCGUGAUCGACCAUCAAAUCUGCCUGUUGAUGGAGAGUUCACAUCCGAGCCACAGCAACAACAAGGUUACCCAGGCUACCAGCCUCGUCAGUCCACCAGUGAGCCCCUCCUUCCAUUUGACUCUCAGACAGAGGAAGAUGAGAAACCGUUUAGUCCACCCGAACUUGUUCCCAUAGAGAUGACCCUCGACAAAGACGAAACCCUUCAACAGUCAAAUGACCAAUCACAUGAUACGAAAGACCAGUCACAUGAGGCUCACGAAGAAGCUGAAGCAUGCCGUUUGGCUAGUAAGGGUAGCAGUAGGAGCAGUACUGGAAAUGAUAAUAAUAUAUGUGAGGGAAAAAGUACUCCGUUUCAGCUAGCGGAAUCAGUAUUCAAAAGUGAAGAUCACAGUCAAGUUUCAUCCCUCCCAACGGAGCAACCAAAAUACGAAGUAAACAAAGAAAGCAACCAAAGCAAGAAUGACAAGUACAUAUCUCCAUUGAUACGACACCAGCGUAACCGUGGUUACGAGAGUAGCGAUGACGAUGAUGUCUUCUUGCCUGAUCCUGAGUUGCGUAAAUCUAUGCUUUCUACUAAUACAAAAGAAGAGGCAGUAAAAGAAGAGCAAAAACCAAGGUUGGCGGAAGAAAGUGUCCCCAUACCAGCAGUUCCUCCGCUGAUAGCCAGCCCUGUUUCAAAGCCUCCUGCCGUGGUGAUAAAAAGGGGGCGUGGCACUGCCAAAACUCUGGACUUGCAGAAACUCCAGAUGCCUCUCUCUCAAGGCUGGCGUCGUUUGAUUCGUAAGCGCGUGGGCACGGACCAGAUUCGAGUGGACAUCUGCUACAUAGCCCCAGAGGGUCGCAGGCUGCGAACAUUCCCGGAGAUCCAGGGUCACUUGAACACCCUCCCCUCCACGGAGCUCACAGUGAACCACUUCACAUUCAGUAAGAAGGUCAACUUGGGAGAGGUGCUCGACGGAAUCAUCGGAGAAGGCUCUACCCGUGGUAGACGUGGGCGUGGUCGAGGAAAGGCAGCAAAGGUUGAAAACCCUACCAACACUGAUGGAACUUCUCCAACUACUACAUCACCACCCUCUGGACGUGGGCGUGGUAGAGGGAGAGGUGGACGUGGCAGAGGCGGACGACAGAGAAAAACGGCCGAGUCAGCGGUCCGAGGAGAGCAGUCACAGCUGGCUAUGUACAGUGCUAGGGCUCCGGUGUCCAGCAACCAACAAGUUUCUGAAGUUAGAGGUCCAUUAUUUGUUGCGAGUGCACACGGCCCAUUAGAUGGAAGUGUACAUGCACCAACAGUCGAUCCAAAUGCCCAAGGGCAGAUAUUGGAUGGAAGUGCAAAAGGCAUUGGUGCCGUUUCUCAAGCCACUGCAGUAGCCCUGAUACAAAAAGCCCUCAAAGAAACUGACCUUGAAAAAACGAGUGCAGACCCUAUUUCCAGAGAAGAGAGGACUGGGGGUGCGAUACUAGCACAUGGCGGAGAAAAUGGGGCCACACCUCCUCAACAGCAGACCAACGAACCAACUCCACUUGUCACACAACCUUCCAUCAUUUUGGGAGAGAAUACUUCUCAAAUCGACCCUAAUACUCAACAAACUAGCCGCGAAGAUGGUCUAGCCGUAUUAAGUUCUUCAGCGAUUUCAACUCAGGUAUUCUCCAACCCUCAACCACAAACAAGUUACGAGUUCCACAUGCACACUCCGAAUUCCAUCUCCACGAGUUUGCAAGGGGUGGGCCGCGGCUCUGGAAAGGGACGUGGACGAAAGAGGAAAUCUUUAGCACGUUUAUCUGUUAGCGACAUGCCUCAAAAACGUCCCAGAGGACGGCCGAAGGGCAGUAGCGCAAAGCUACAACCGGUCGAGGGUGAAGUGAAGAAGAAGAGACGUGGUCGAAAACCAAAGACAUUAUUGCCUAACACCUCGCAUUCGAUGUUGCCACCUUUGGCCCCUAGGGACGAUGUUACUGUGACGAUGGCCGGUGUAGCUGCCCCACCUUCUUUGGCAGACGGGGGUGCUGGGAUGAGUGUGAUAAUGUCAGUGAGAGAGGGGGAGGACUCAACAAACCAAACUGCUAAGGUCCAGGAGGAGAAGCGUAGGCAGCUGCUACUGAAAGCUCGUGCGGACAAGGCCAGAAAGAAAGAGGCUAGAAAUUUUCAGCGAUCUCUGGCAGUGAGUCAGAGGAGGGUAGCUCAGCGACAACGAAGAGACAGAGAGAAGCAAUAUUGGAAGGAUGCUAAGAACAGAGAGAAGGACGUGAUGAAAGAAACCAUGGGAAAGCAGGAGAAGCUGAGCAAACAGAGAGAAUUGGAGGAUCGUGAGAUGCAGCGACAGUCUGCUUACCGACAGAGGGAGGUGGACAACCAGCGUAAGGCGAGAGAGAGAACAGUGCGACUGCUGGACCACCUCAAACAACAGGAGAUGGAGAGACACAGAAGAGCGUUUCAACAGCAGCUCGAGAUGGAGAAGAUGGCUCAGUUAAAGCGACCGGUGGAGGACCUGGAGGUGCGUCAGACAUCUUCCCUCCCCUCUCUCCCGUCCCUCGGCUGGGUGCAGCUGCCCUCCAAAGCAUUUGCCGAUCUCCUCAUGGUGCUUGAAUUUGGACAGUCGUUCACUGAGCUCCUGGAGUUAGAGAGUGCCCCCUCACUCUCUCACGUCUACCUGGCCCUCUACAACCACGAUCAGGGGAGGGUGCUCCUCGAAUUGACGGUACAGCUCCUCAAAGCUGCACUCUACGACCCAGGCACCCGAGCCGUGACGCUGAGUGGUCACCAGCUGGACAAUGUGGAGGUGACUCCGCUGACAGUCUCAGAGUUGCUCCGCCUCUUCCUCUCCCACCAAUCCAGCUUAGGACCGAUCACAGCGAUACUGGAGUCGUCUCCCCUCCAGUUCCUACGUCCCUCGGAGAAGGUCCAGAUCCUCUCUCAUCUGGUUGGUCAGCUGCUUGACUCUGCCUCUUUGACGAGGGAGGUGGACACACGGAUGGAACAGCUGGCUUCACUGCGCAGGGACAAGUGGAAGAUCAGCCUCAAGAUGAAGAGGUUUCGCUCUCGUCUGAGCAGUGUGUACGGGGUUGGGGACAAGCACCGCCCCAUUCCUUAUAGUGGGCGUGGUCGACCUCCGAAGCGUGCCUUGAUGGGUGUGCCUGGUGAGGCUGGUGAGUCUAGUGACGAGGGAGAGGAGGCAGAGGAUGAGGGAGGGGCCAUGGCUUCCGAAGGAGAGUACUCAGAAGAACUAACUGAUGAAGAGACCCCUGAGUCCAAAGAGGAGCUACAAGCACGGCUAAAAUCACUCAGUAAAAAAUUCGUGCUGGUUCGCCAACGUAUCCACUCACAAUCACGUCGAAUGCGUCAAUUUCCCCUGGGGCAAGAUCGUUACGCUCGCCAAUAUUGGGCCCUCCCCAGUUUGGGUGGAGUCAUUGUGGAGGGGGUGGAGACAAGCCUCGACCAGAACCUACAGGUUCUCGAUACGGUGGUGUCACAGCGAGUCAACCAAUCAAAUAAGAGCAUUAUCGCCAAUAAAGAUGAGCCAUUGGAAGUUAAUAUUGUCAAUAUCGAUAACGAAGUCCCUAAAACUGAUGCGACGAAUGAUGUGAAUCAACAAGAAGCAAUGGAAAUUGAAACGAAUCAAAAGGUUAAAGUUCAAGUAACAGCUAAAGUCAAAGUGAAUCCCAAUCCCGAAGAGAUCAAUGUCAUAGCAAAUCGUGAACCAGAACUCGUAACUCAACAACCACAUCAAGAAGCUCAGCCGACACAUCACAAUGACGUCAAACUACCAAUGGCACAACACAAUGGGGAGACUGUCAGUCAAAAGGUCAGAGUACAUACAUGUACAGAAUACGAUGCUAUGGAGAUGCAGCCUCAAAAAGAGUCACGUGACGAACAAAAAGAGAAUGGUAAAAACUGUAAUUUCAUUCCGAUGGACCAUACACACAAACAAUCAACAGGAAAUGCCAUGGAGACGAAUAACACACACCGUACGGAAUCACUACUUUCUGGAUCAGUGCCACUGUCAAGAAGAUCUGAGUCACCGCAGCAACCAGCACCCGCCCUCAAACUAUCAGUUGAGCAAGCAGAACACCGCUUAGAAAAUGUGGAUCCUUCUCCUCAUGUGAUCACUGAAAAAUCAAAGGAACAUCCACCAACCCCUGAACAGUUCCCAAAACAAACCCCCCAGAAUAUUGAUGAUGUGAUUCCUCAUGAAGUUGAAGAGACGGCCCCCCUAGGAGCUGAACAUGUAGCAUCAACCUCUUUGCAAUCUUCAUCACAAGCCCCCCAAAAUGUCGAAAUUUCCUCCCAGUGUAUUGAAGCUGUGCCCAAAAGGGGUGAAGAAUCGGUACACCCCCAUCAGUGUGUUGAUGAAGUCACCCCCCAAAGGUGUGAAGAAUUGGCACCUAGGGAACCUCUGGCCCCCCAGUGUAUUGAAGCCACCCCCCAAAGGUGUGAAGAAUUGGAACCUAGGGAAUCUCUGGCCCCCCAGUGUAUUGAAGCCACCCCCCAAAGGUGUGAAGAAGCGGUACCUAGUGAUCAUCUUGCGUGCUCUGAGCUGCUGACUGGUGAGGAGAGUAAAGAUGGAAUGGAUGAACCUGUCCCACAGCAGGCCCCACAGCGAUGGUUCAGCUUCGCUCCUCGCCAACCCUGUGAAGUCAGCCAGCUGGCCUAUCUUGCUAACCAAGCCUCCAUUGCCCAGCAACAGUUCAUGAUAGCCGGCCCCUCGCCUCAGUAUGCCUACAUGACACCCGACGGCCAGAUCAUAGCGGCGCCUGGUGCUGGAAUGGUGCAACAAGUUGGUAUUAGCUACGGCAUCGUAGGAAACACACUUGUGCAGAUGCCCACCCCACAGCCUCAGUAUAUAGCCGUUGACUCGACGACAGGUGCUGUUAUUGGUCAACAAGGGGGUGGUGCAGGUGUACAGUAUGUGGUCACAGGGGGAGAUGGAGGACGGUAUGUGGCCAUGGAGGGUUCGGCUGGUUACAUAACAGCUGCAGGGGGUGGUGGGCAAGUGCUUGCUCAGCCCGAGGGAGGAAAUCAAAUGAUCGUGGUACAAGAUCAAAACGGUCAACAAACCUUAGUUUCACUCUCCGGUCAGAAUGCUGUUACAGAAGUGGCUGGUAGACCAUCUCCUAGUGUUGAAAUGAAUAUCACUGGUGAAGCACCUGGACACACUUCAUUGGAGAUGGAUGUGGUUGAGGUCAAAAGAGAAGUGGUCAUCAAAAAAGAAGAGACACAAAUUGAUAUGCCGAGUAGUUCACGGGUGAGUGACAUGCGGGUGGAGAAUGGGGAGGAGCUUCAGGGUGAGGGCGUGCGGACUGUAACCAGUGAGGAGCUGGCCCCCGAAGAGGACAGAGAAGAAACGGCAGAGCAGUCGCAGUAUGUGACAGCUGUAGUGCCGGGUGGACCAGACGGAGCCCCUCAGUAUGUGUCCCUGCCAGCUGACCCUCGAGUGCUCAACGGACAAUGCUCCUAUGCUGUACUUCAGCAACCUGAUGGUUCGCAGCAGAUUGUGCUUAUCGAUAACAACACUAUUAAUAGUGCAGGAUCGAGCCAGAGUGGUGGUGACGGCUCCUCAGUGAUUACCUUGGAGAUACCGCCCCCUUCUAUGAUGGAAAACGAAGCCGAGGGGGAGGAGUUUGUGACACCCAUCACACUGAUGUAUGCUCAACAGCCUCUACCGUUCAUGGGAGGCACCAGUAGAGUGGAGGAAAGUAAGGAGGAGGAGAAGGACCUACGGGAUUUACUAGAGGAGCAAGAUAUCGAGCUCACUCACGGUUGGUGGGGCAUCACACGACCAGACACGGUGGACCGACUACUUCGCACCCUCUGCACUCGCGGGGUGCGCGAAAAGUUCCUCUCAAAACAUCUCCAAAAGAACAAGGACAACAUUAACGCCAUUCUAAACCCUAAGCUCUUGUCGUCGUUUGAAACCUCCGUCCGCGACCAUUUCAGGAUCAAGAGUAUCACAGAAUCAGCUGGUGAGAGUUCGUCACUGCUUUGUGAAGAAACACAGCAAGAAUCCAGCACUGAAGAGGUUAAGAUGGAAACAGAUGAGAUUACUGAUUCCGUAGGGGUUAUGAUGGAAACUGAUGAAAGCACAGAUUCUGUUGGGGUUAAAUCAAAAAUCGAAGCAAGUAGAUCAACCAACGGCACAAAUUCUGUUGUAGUUGAAUCAAAAAUCGGAGCAAAUAGAUCAACCAACAAGAAUGGAGAAAUGCUGUCACAUGACACAAACGACCCCCAAUUUCCUGCUUACUGCCUGGAGGUAUUGUUGUCUGUAGUAGAGUAUCUGGAGGGCAUGCAGAGCCGACUCAUCACUGCACAGCUGCAUAAUGAGGGAGUUGAGCUAUGGGAUAGUCUGAGGUCAAAGGUCAGUGCUCUAGGCCACACUCCUCAGUCAAUAAUGCUGGUAUCGGAGAGUGUGCUGGAGUUAGAAAGAAGCAUCGACAGAGCGCAUCUCAAGCCUCCACUAAGAGACAAAAAAUUAUAUAUGGAGGAACAAGAACGUGUGAAAGAUUUGAAAUCUCGACUGAAAAAGGACCGUCCCUCUUUAGCCGUCAGACGAGACUCCACCCAACUGGAGCUCCCUUCGGACAAGCUCCUGUCUUGGCGAAAGGCAGUGGGUGUGGUCUCGUCUGCUAGCCAGUUGGCCGUGUGUAUGAGUGAGCUGGAGGUGUGCAUUGCUUGGGAGAAGUCGAACACCAUCGUGUUCUGCCAGGUGUGUCACGGUGGGGAGAAUGAGUCGUUGCUGCUACUCUGUGACCGCUGUGACAAGGGGACACACACCUACUGCUGCAAGCCGAAACUCUCUAUUGUGCCUGAGGGUGACUGGUACUGUUACAACUGUAUCACCUCAAACAGCAAGUACCGACCUUGUUACACAUGUGACAGCAAGAGGGGGGUGCUCUUGUCAUGUGCUGUUUGCCCUAAGAACUAUCACAAGCGCUGUCUCAAUCCUCCCCUCAACAAGCACCCUCCAUAUCCGUGGAAAUGCUCCAACUGUAAAAAUAAGCCUAUCCCACAGUCACGACAAAAAGACGGUAAUUACUUGACUCGUAAACGCGACAAGGUUACCAAGAGCAAUAACGAAAUAUGCCACACCCUCCUGAAGGAUCUAGAGUCACAUGACAGCUCGUGGCCAUUCUUGGAAGCAGUGGAGAGGAGGAAGUUCCCCGCCUACUACAAGGUCGUCAAGCAGCCAAUGGACUUGCAGACUAUGAAGAACAAGCUCGAGCAGAGAAAGUACGAAGAAGACAAGGAGCUGUUUGCAGCUGACGCUCGACUGAUUUUCUCAAACUGUGCCUACUACAACGAGGACGACUCGGAGAUUGGACUAGCAGGGCACAAUAUGAGCGAGUUCUUUGAGGAGCAGUGGUCCAAGCUCUCUCACACAUGAUUUUAUUUCGAUCGUUUUUAUAGUCUAGUUUUUCAUCAUUUUUGGACUGCCUUAACUUUUAGGUCCGUUGUGCAAUUUUGUCUGUAUCAUAAUCAACCAUCAAUAUUAAUAUUCAUAAAUCAGUAAAUUAUCACUGUCAUGUAUACUAUUGAUCACUCUACUGAUCUACAUAUAUAAUGUAUACAUAAUUCUAUUAUAAAAAUUAUUAUAAAUCAA
Molecule: messenger RNA, 8752 nt
Organism: Halichondria panicea
Lineage: Eukaryota; Metazoa; Porifera; Demospongiae; Suberitida; Halichondriidae
Exons: 26
Coding region: 236-8536 (2766 amino acids)
Cellular component (GO): chromatin
Molecular function (GO): DNA binding; protein binding
Source: RefSeq, a predicted model, not a curated record